Molecule: messenger RNA, 1091 nt
Organism: Suillus paluster
Lineage: Eukaryota; Fungi; Basidiomycota; Agaricomycetes; Boletales; Suillaceae
Exons: 13
Coding region: 221-781 (186 amino acids)
Source: RefSeq, a predicted model, not a curated record
GCUCUCAUCGUUGAUUGGGUACAUAUUCUGUAUGUUUAUCGCCUAUGGAUAGUCAGCAAGGGCCGAUCAAGAACUCUUCCAAUAACAGCGAGCAUACUCGUGGUCCUAAGUAUAGGUGCUGGCAUCGGUGAGAGUCUUAGAGUAUUCUUGUUGUUGGCUGAUCAUCUUAAUCCAUUUCGACUCAAUCACAGCACUUCUUUGGGUAUUACAUCGAUGCCAUAUGUUCACGGACCUAUUCAAAACCGAGUGGGCGGCAUACAUUGCUUUGGGCAUGAUUACUGUUGUCGAUAUCUUUGUCGCAUCAUCGCUAUGCUAUCUCCUCGCUACGUCCCGCACUGGGUUCUCUAGCAUGGAUUCCUUCAUAAAAACGCUCAUAGCUUACACCAUUAACACCGGCUGUGUGACGGGUAUAUGUUCAGUGGCAAUUAUAAUUACAUGCGCAGUGAUGCCACACAAUUUCAUCUUUCUCGCUGUCGAAUUUUUACUAGCUAAAUUAUAUGUCAACUCAUUCCUCGCACUCCUGAACGCGCGACACUACUUGCAGGCCAAUGUGGAUACCAUCGAUUCUUCCGACCUCCGUUCCCAUUUUCGCCAACGCCUCUACCGGACUGGAACCACACAUCGAGUAUCGCAAGGCGAGGAACUCCAAGCAUCCCGGAAGAACCCGUGGAAACAUGGCGGAGAUGAAGAGUCCAGUCGAUCUGUGCAAGCUGACAUGCCUCAGCGUCCGGCGAUUGCGGUGACGGUGGAGAUAACUUCUUUCUCCGAGUCGUCACCUUGAGGGAUCGUGAGACUACAAAGCUACACAAUGUGGGGAACGAAAGGAACCUAUUCCACUACUUCUCCACUGUGCCCGCCGACACUAGACGCAAGGGGCCGACUUCAAUAUUGAUCAAUAUCGAUGACGAGAUCGGACCUCAGCCACAUCGUCCUACCUUUGUGCAUUCUGAUGUGCUAAGCCCUUGACACACCUUCAACACCGAAACGACUGAGCGCCAAGCAAAUUUGUGUAUCAGACCUCUAGAACCGCAUCACAAGGUAAGGUAUAUACCUAGUCAGAUCCUCAUAUCCUCGCGCUCCGAGGGAGCCAC